AUGGUUAACUUCGGUCCUGUCCUCGAGCGCAUCAAGCGCCUCGAUGUCCAAUACAACAAACCAACUAAGGAGCUCCGGGGACGAGACACCAUCCUGCCCAUCGCCCUCACUUCCAUCUUCAUCUUCUUCAUGUGGGGCCUCGCCUAUGGCCUGCUCGACAUCAUGAACUACCACGUCAAAGUAGCCAUGGGCAUAGGCCGCCAGAAGGCCGCCAUCUUGGCUGCUGGCUACUAUAGCGCCUACAUCCCCGGCGCUCUUUUAAUCGGUGGCCCCCUAGUCAAGAAAGGUGGCUAUCGAAUCGCCAUGACGCUGGGCCUAUGCGUCCUCGCCCUGGGCAACGAGUUCAUGUCUAUUGGCGCGAGCCACUGCAGUCUUGCAGGCAUGGUAGCAGCACACUUUGUCAUCGGUUUGGGAGUCUCAACUUUGGAACGUUCGGCAAACCCAUACGCCGUCAACUGUGGACCUCGCAGGCAAGCCGCCUUGCGAAUCUUGAUGGCACAAGCCUGGGCUGGGAUCGGCACCGUUGUCGCUCCAUUCCUGGCCAACGCAUUCGUCUUCAACCCCGACACCUCUACAGCACGUCCAGCUCCAGACCCUCUUCGCCCUGGUAGAUGCCAGAUGCCCACUAUGCAGAGCGCCUCCUGCGCCAACCUGGGCAGCGUCAUCACCUUCUACCGUGCCCUAGGUGCCUGCGUCUUCGCCCUGACAAUCUUCGUGGCGAUCCUCUUCUUCCGCACUAACUGGUUCCCCGAGGUCGAUGUUCCUAUCUCGGCGCCUGUCGACUGUGGCUGGAAGAAGUGGAAACACCCUCUCGUCUCCAGACGGUUUGCUCGGAUCUGGUGGGGUGUGGCAGCAAACUUUGUCAACCUUGGCUGCCAGGUGACCUUUGCACAGUUUUUCAUCGAGCACAUGAAGGUCAACGCCUGCGCCAGCGACAGAUGGGCAGCUUACUACAUGUCGCUUGCGCAGACCGCAUUCGUUAUCGGUCGCUUCGCCGCCGCAGGGCUCGUCACUGCGCCCAGGAUCUUCAAGCCCCGAUAUGUGUUGAUGUGUUUUAUGGCCGGUGCAGUCGCAACAACUGCCGCUGGGACAGGAAUCACCGCCAACGCCGCCAUCGCGGUGGCCAUCAUGGUCAUGUUCUUCGAGGCGCCGUCCUUCCCUAUGAUCUUUGAGAGCGCGACAGCCAGCUUCGAGGAGUGGACACCCACCUGCGAGACGCUGAUGAUUGUCAGCAUCUCCGGCGGCGCACUACAGCCCGCGCUGAUGGGCCAGCUCGUCGAGUCCGUGCGCAUCUCGCGCGCCUGGUGGUUGACGGCCUCGUGCUUCUUGCUCGUAUUCAGCUACCCGGUCGCCACGAACUUGAUCCCCUCGUUCAAGAGGGCCCUGGACCAGGCCGAGAUCGGCCCCGACGCUGUCAACCAAGCCGGCAUGACUGGCGCCGCUGGCGACGAGGAGACCGGGCUCCGGCGAGAGUCGACCACCAAGGACAACUUUGUGGUCAGGAUCGUCGAGAAGGUCACUUCCAGCAGGAAGAAGUCUUCGGCUUCUUCGGACACUGGGUCCGCCACGCUUCAGUCGAGCGAGGGCCCUGCUCAAAGCUCGUAG
Fonsecaea monophora is the source of this 1605-nucleotide messenger RNA. RefSeq lists its product as hypothetical. The transcript has a single exon. Lineage: Eukaryota; Fungi; Ascomycota; Eurotiomycetes; Chaetothyriales; Herpotrichiellaceae. Gene Ontology annotation, molecular function: transmembrane transporter activity. The record is from RefSeq and is a predicted model, not a curated record. Gene Ontology annotation, biological process: transmembrane transport. Bases 1 to 1605 code for a protein of 534 amino acids.